Messenger RNA from Cordyceps fumosorosea ARSEF 2679, 621 nucleotides. RefSeq lists its product as hypothetical. Lineage: Eukaryota; Fungi; Ascomycota; Sordariomycetes; Hypocreales; Cordycipitaceae. Bases 1 to 621 code for a protein of 206 amino acids. The record is from RefSeq and is a predicted model, not a curated record. The transcript has a single exon.
AUGCUAUUCAAGAGCCUCCUCGUUGCACUCUCCGCCACUACGCUGGCCCUCGCCGGCAGCCCCGUGGAAAGCGGCAACUGGGUCGAGGACCACCCCAGCUUUAGCACGCAGCAGUGCGAGGGCGGCAACGUCAGCGGCGACACCUUCUCCAUCCCCAAGAGCCCCUCCGGCUCCGGCGGCGGAGCCGGCUGCUCCAACGGCCACCUCCGCGCCGAGCGCCGCUACAACGACGACUACUCCUCCGGCACCCACCAGUUCGGCGGCACCUUUCGCAUCAACUCCAUGUCCGGCAACCGCAUCUCCAUCAAGCAGACCUUCAACGGCAACUCGGGCCCGUACUUCAUCAUGGGCGUGGAGCAGGGGGGCCGCCUAUACAGCGUGGAGGGCGGCAAGACGAUCGCGGACGGCGUGGCUAAGGUGGGCGCGAGCGUGAGGAUUAACACGGUGCACAACGUCGACCUCAAGCGCUUCAGCGUCUAUGUCAACGGCAAGGAGAUGUUUCGCGAUAACAACGCGCCCGGGGGCAGCUUCUACGACAAGAUUGGAGCGUACACCACGAACAGUGGCAGCGGCGACCUGAGCAUUACAUGGUCUGAUGUUCAGUUGUGGCAUCGUCAGUGA